AUGCCAACCAACACCUCCUCUCCGGUUAAGCGUCCCGGUCUGGGCCGCCGCGCGGUGUCUUCACAUGCGGUUGUCACGAGGUCUCAGUCCAACUCCAGCACCAACACGAACGAGCUGUCUCAAUCUCACUCCUCCAGGUCGACCAGUACCGCCAACAUUCACCACAAGGCCCAUCGGGCACAUGUCGUCGGAGGCGGCCAUCGCACUCACGGUCGCAAUCCAUCAUUCGGCAAGAAUCUCAACAAGCUACAGCGCUUCCAAUUAGGCGCCGAGACCACCGCCCGUCAUCAUCAGCGCAAGAAAUCCGCCCCCGUAACUCCUAUUGCCAGCCCCAAGGGUGAAUCGCAUGUACGCUGGGCUGGAUCUGUAAAUGACCAACCUGCCAACCCGUCGAUGAAGAGGAAUUACUCGACGCCGGUUCUCCGACGCAAUCAUUCGGCGAUUACGAAGAAGGCACUGGUCACCGAUCGACCCCUCACGAGUGCAGGAAAGAAGAAGUCCGUUGGAUUCGAGCUGGCUGAAGAUGACAACGACGACACCGAGGAGUGGGAAGAUACCACACAGUCACCCGAAAGUACGAGGCGUAAUUCAGUUGCGCCUUCGAAUCAAAGUACCGAGAACACGCAGGUCUUGGUCGACCCGCUGACCUUUGUGAAGCGACCUUACCCGCAGAUCCCUCGGGCCACCAGUUUGCCUGAUUCUAUCACAAGCAAGCUCGUCAGAGAAGAGCUCGACCAGUACUCCGAUAAGGAAAACGAGCACGACGAGGAACACGAGCACGAGCACGAGCACGGCGACGACAACGACGAUCGCGAGACGGACGCAAAAGGAACAGUGGACGAGUCGCAAGUUCCCGGCCAGUCAGCUGUGGCAGACCAAGUUGACAUUGCAACACGUCUGAUGAGGCCGUCGCACUCGGCCAAAGCUCCGCCUGCCAUGUCAUCUAUCUCCGCAGUCGCCAAACCAGCCGACCCGACCUCGCGUGGCACCUCUUUGACCCUGACUAGUGGCCUUAGUGCUGCGCGGCGAAACUUCUCUACCUCGAACUUGUCGAUAGUUCAACAUGGCAGCGGCAGUCAACCCGGCGCUACGUCAUCCUCUAUGGAAGGCGGUGUUUCCAGAUUUAUUAUGAGCAACAAGUCUGGCGUCCAGUCCUCAUCAAGAAACGACUCGGAUCCGAACACUCCUUCCUCUUUUCUUCCACACUAUCACCCGCAAACACCCCCUUCUCCGAAGAUCUCUAAUGGCCGAGCCGUUGCCUCCCCAGCACGACCUCGGGGUCUUGAUUUGCCUUCUCGAACGCAGCAGAAAUUGUGGCUUCAACGGACAGCUACGCUGAACAACUCUCCGCCUGACUCUCACGGCCUGUCUGCAACUGUUACUCCUUCAACUAUUGAUACGUCCUUUGGCAAUGGGUCUACAUACGAGGGAGGGCCUUCCACAAUUGGCGGCGCCCGACCUGGGGGACUCGGCAAUGACACCGAGGCCCGUCGCAUCCGCAAAGCGUAUGAAAAGACGUCCUUGGAACUGACGGUAGCUCGUCGAUUUCAUUCGCCUACUGCUGAGAGCUUCCAGCGUCUUCGCGCUAUCGCCCGUGCCACCAAGACUCGGGUGGUCAACACCGAACAUGCAUCCGCUAUGGGCAAGCCAGUGAAGUCGGAGCCAUCUCUGACUCUUCUCCAGAAAGCAAACCGACCCACUCGACCGGGUUCUGGCUCGGGCUCUGACAAUCGGCGAUCAGCCGCCGGUCUUCCACUUCCCUCCGAGGACACCGCAGCGCAGAGCGACCCCUCUGAUGCUGUCCCAGCCGGAAGCUCUUCUCACCCUGCCCACCGUCUUCUUUCCACUUCCGACGAAGCGACGCAUGGCUUGGCGAGCGAUCAUUCUCCCGAUGACUUCCCUGCCCUUAGUGAGACUGACCUAAUGAUUCGACGUAUGUGGGAAACUCGAGAGGUCGCUACCUCAGGCUGA
Molecule: messenger RNA, 1971 nt
Organism: Penicillium diatomitis
Lineage: Eukaryota; Fungi; Ascomycota; Eurotiomycetes; Eurotiales; Aspergillaceae
Exons: 1
Coding region: 1-1971 (656 amino acids)
Cellular component (GO): TORC1 complex; fungal-type vacuole membrane
Source: RefSeq, a predicted model, not a curated record